Leptinotarsa decemlineata (Colorado potato beetle) is the source of this 1275-nucleotide messenger RNA. RefSeq names its product Ets96B (gene Ets96B). The record is from RefSeq and is a predicted model, not a curated record. Gene Ontology annotation, molecular function: sequence-specific DNA binding; DNA-binding transcription factor activity, RNA polymerase II-specific. Gene Ontology annotation, cellular component: nucleus. Lineage: Eukaryota; Metazoa; Arthropoda; Insecta; Coleoptera; Chrysomelidae. Gene Ontology annotation, biological process: cell differentiation; regulation of transcription by RNA polymerase II.
GGUUGUCUAUUUGGUUCCCCCUUCAGUUCAUCCUGCUACCAGCAACAUCAGCAGGAGCAUUACAAGACGUCGCCACCUACUGCAUUCCCCACGGACUGGAGAGAACCCUGGCAUCAAGAAGGAAAUAGUUGUGAGACAGACGAUAGCGAACAAUAUAUCGGGGAUUCUGAGUUUCAGAGUCACUCUACGAAUAAUGGUCUGAAAUUAGAAUCGACUAUACCAGAAGUCUUUCAAAACCUGAGCAAAACUACGGUGUACCCUUCUUCCUACUCGACUACUGCAAACUUCGAAGGCAUAUAUUCCACUGCGUACCAACAUGCUGGCUGUUUCUAUUCUAACACUCUAUACAACAAAAUGACUUCGCCCCAUAUACGAAUAGAAGCAUCAACUAGCUCACCUGGUAUACAAAGACCAACCAAUUCCAGUACGGAAAACCACAUGUUGGUCAAAAGGGAACCUUCAGAUAGAGAUUACAAUGAACUAUCAGAAAAAGUCGACGAAAAAUUGAAAACUGUUGCUGAUAGCAGAAAUUCUAAUCUUCAAAAUUCCACCGGUAGGAGAGGUUCGUUGCAAUUAUGGCAAUUUUUGGUUGCCCUGCUAGAUGCUCCAGAUGCCAGCGCUGGCUGUAUAGCAUGGACGGGAAGAGGGAUGGAAUUCAAGCUGAUCGAACCUGAGGAGGUUGCAAGGCGUUGGGGUGCUCAAAAAAAUAGACCAGCUAUGAACUACGACAAACUCAGUAGAUCUCUGAGAUAUUAUUACGAAAAAGGCAUCAUGCAAAAAGUUGCAGGUGAAAGGUAUGUUUACAAAUUUGUCUGCGAUCCAGAAGCUCUUUUCAAUAUGGCCUACGGAGGUCAUGCUGACUCUUCAACCAAAUCUUCUGGAACUAGACCCGAAAAUCUGAGUACAAAACCCGAGUCCCACCACUUAGCCUAUACAGACAUGCUCAACUUCUACAAUUGUGGUAUUGCACAUUCCUAUCAACACCUACAUCCUUAUCUACAAGACGCUAAGCACGGGCGUUUUACUUAGUGAUCUUGGUAUUAGUUUUGAUGAACAAAAGAGACUCAGUAGUCAUGGGAAAGUCGGAUUUGUAACAUCUAAGUGAAGUGAGGGUCGUGAUUCCUAUUUAGCUAGUAUGGAGGAUAAAAAUUAAGGUAUACUUCAGUUACAAUGACAUAGUGCCAGGGAACCUGCUAAAAUUCCCAAAAAAACAAUUCAUUCGGAAUGUGGAAUGUUCCUCCUGACGAAAAUCAAGUAGUUUUCAUAAAAGAGCUC